This is a messenger RNA of Chara braunii, 2531 nucleotides long. Lineage: Eukaryota; Viridiplantae; Streptophyta; Charophyceae; Charales; Characeae. The record is from the annotation of a GenBank genome assembly.
GCGGAGCAGGUGGUGGCAGAGAACAAGACUUGCACGGUUGAAGGAGCGGAAGGGCAAUGGGAAGAGGUGGGGGCUUGAAAUGGUGAAGGGGCCGAGCAGGGGGCGUGGGCUUCUUACUGACCUGCGAGUCGACAAACGCCUCCAGCCGACACAAGAAGAGCACAGCGCGAACGGGACGACGCGCAAGGUCUACAAUCGCGUGACGUUUUCAUUAGCGCCCCCCGCUGUCGACGAUUGCUGGAUGAACGAGGGCCUGGAUGCGCAAGGGGCCUGCGAUAUGAAGCCGACGACUUUGAGCGAUGGCGGACGCAUCGCAAAGGCAGCACACGAAAGAAAUGACACCAGCGAAUGGGACGGCUCUGACCCGUUGCAACCACCGUGCGGGCCGCUCUUGUUCGUCGCCGUUCGCGCCGACAGAACGCGUCUCGCAGGGUCCAUCGUCCAGUGGGUCGAUGUUGGCAAAUACAAUUUCAAGUUUACGUUGAAGAAGCAUUACAGAAGUGAUGGUUCCGUCGACGACAUCGCAAAGGGAUGCAAGGUUGCCGGGAGGAUGUUCGGCGGGUACGGCCUGCGUGCGAUGUCUUUGUCGUACUUUGUCCCGCUAGCGCCGGGGCACGACGAGACCGUUCACGUGACAGACUUCCUCGAGGUCUGGGCAAGAUCUUGUACCUCUGACAGUGUCGUGGACGUCGGACCUGGGACAUCGAUCAGUGGUCCUGUUGGGUUUGCGGGAGGAGAGUGCUCUGAAAGGGGGAUGGGAGGUCAGGGUGGCCUGCCUGCUACGCCUCCUGAUCAAGAGGUGGGCAUGUCAGACGACUCAGAGGACGACCAUCAGCGUCCUCCUUCGAAACCAGGCUUGCAUGGAUCUCGCCGCCAAGGUUUGCUUGGGGAGUCGACUCCACGUGGAGGCGGCGAUGGGAAACGAUUCUUACAGUCGGAGAAAUACUGGUAUUAUCCUGUGUGUGGACAGCAUAACGAGAGGGCGGCGAUGAAGGUGAAAGACCAUCCCGUGUUUGAGUACUAUAACUUCUAUAAAUGGUCGUUCAGACCGAUCUACUUCCAUGACGACGAGUUCGACGGCUACGCCCAUGUCAGCUGCGAAGACAACAUGAAAGACAAGAAGAAUCCACUGCGCUUGCAGGUUUUGUCUAUGCGGGGCAUUCGCAAUAUCUGGAAAAUUAAGGGCAAACCGCAUGACUCCGUCUUCGCUUUGGGAGAGAAGUUCUAUGAGGAGUGGUCGAAAGGGAAACUCCUUGCUUCCGACGACUGGCGUUGGACUAAAAAGCCGCCCACCUUUGGGGAGGUGGCCAAUCCAGGACUCUCCACUGUGACUGACAGUCAGGGGCUGAAGAAACAUGUCUGGUACGUGAAGGUGGAUGACCCGUCGUUGAAAAAGGGCAAGGGGAAGCCAAAGAAAGGCGCGGAGGAGAAAACUUUCUACGUCCAAGUUCCUGAGCCGAAUGUCCACUGCUUGAAGGAAUUGGUGGACUUGACGGACCGCAAGAAGAAAAGGUUGUUGAACGGCGUCUUGAACCUUAACGUCGUGUGGGUUCAAACGAGUAGCAAGAAGUUGGCCGAGCAGGGGAAGUUCAGUGUCAAGGAGAUGGUCGACGUAAUAAAAAUGGACGGGAUUAUGCUGAGGCUGUGGCACUACGUGGAGUUCAAGUACAAGGAAAUGGAUAAGCGGGAGUGGAAUGCCAACUCCACGUUCUUCAGGUCCAAGAAGCAACUGUUGGAAGAGUUUAAGGACAAAGGUCUCGAUGACAAGCUUUGGAACGAGAGCAGGAAAUUUUUCACGGACACCACAUACGUCAACAAGUGCCCUCAGUUUCUCGGGUGUCAACACGACAACAACAUCAAGAGAACGGUGGCCCUCGUCAACGACCAGCAUUUCCCGGCGGAGUGGAAGCGUGUCGUCGUUUCGGUGAUCACUGGAACUCGCGCCAAAGGCAAAAAAAACCCUCGGGGCGUUGAUGAAUGCAUCAACAUUAUGUGGACGAGGAUAAGCACCUUGACAACGCUGGCUCAGUUUAACGUCGACCCAUUGAAUGCCAUAGAUCAUAAGGAGGCGCUGGGAAAACUAGGGCAUCAGCUACGCUCCCACACUUGCGUGCUCGACUUGUGCGGAACUGUGGACCGUGCACAAUGGGACUUUGGGGCAUUCGCGUCUCUGAGUGAGUUGCUGGGCUUCGUUUCUCAUGACUACUGGACAUUGGUGGUAUUCGUUCCUUGCCUGUGGAACCUCUCCUUCAUGACAACUUUGUCUGCACUUGGGGCUACCCAAUGCUACACGGGUAAGUGGGUCCGGAAGACGGCAGCGAAUAAGACCCAUCAAUUCGGAAACAGCGUCUGGGAGGAGCCGGAUGUGAUGCACAUCCUUUUCAAAGGCGAGGAUCCUUGGCUACUGACUCACCUGGUGUACGAGGGAGCUGUUGCUGAAGACGACGUCGCCGCUCUCCAUAGGAAACAGAAAGUGACACCCACGGAUGUGGAGGAUUAGUCUUUCAAGUCCUUGACUUUCGCGGACAUCG